This is a messenger RNA of Pestalotiopsis fici W106-1, 2181 nucleotides long. RefSeq lists its product as uncharacterized. NCBI's taxonomy places the organism in Eukaryota, Fungi, Ascomycota, Sordariomycetes, Amphisphaeriales, Sporocadaceae. Gene Ontology annotation, cellular component: membrane. The coding region runs from base 1 to 2181 and encodes 726 amino acids. The record is from RefSeq and is a predicted model, not a curated record. Gene Ontology annotation, biological process: transmembrane transport. The transcript is spliced from 3 exons.
AUGGCACAAGACGGGGACGAGACUGACCUGAACACAAACCAGAUCAGGGAAUGGCGGUCAAUUGUCACCCUCAUCGUCUUCGUAUUGACUAAUGUCAAUGUGCUCUUUCCUUACCAUAUUCCAAUCUAUGUCCCACGCGUUCUGGUCAGCGGCAUUCUAGAUGCGCUGAGCGGCUUGCGGAUCAUUUCGCCCAGGCCGGCACGCUCUCAUAAUGUCGGACCUGGGGCCGGCAAGGUCUCGGCCUUUUGCCGUUUCAGAUUUCCCAUGAACUUCCUCACUGCACCACUUAUAGCCGAUCUUUUUCUGCUGGCCAUCCUGGCUAUUGGCCGAGACGAAGUCUAUGGUGGCGUCAUUGAGGCCAACAACAUCAAGCCAUAUGAUAUUAUGCUUUUCUUUAUAUCGUUGGCUUACAUUGCCAUAUCCAUAGAUGCAUCCGGUCUCAUUCGAUGGUUGGCCUUCAAAGUCCUUCAAAAGGGAGGCGGUGCUGGUCACAGGUUGUUCCUGUACCUCUAUACCUUCUUCUUCGUCCUCGGCAGUUUCAUCGGCAACGAUCCAAUCAUUCUAUCUGGCACUGCAUUCUUGGCAUAUAUGACCAGGGUAUCUAGCAACAUUGUUCACCCGAGAGCCUGGAUCACUGCACAGUUUGCCAUUGCCAACAUUGCCUCGGCGAUUCUGGUAUCCUCGAAUCCCACAAAUCUGGUUCUAGCUGGAGCUUUCGAGAUACAGUUUAUACACUACACAGCAAACAUGAUAGUACCGGUAGUCGCAACUGCGAUUGUGCUGUUCCCUUUUCUCUUAUACAUCAUCUUCAACGACGAGAGAUUUGUGCCCUCCAAGAUCAACAUCCACGAGCUGCCCGAGGAAGUCCGGAACAAAAAACCCGUCAAUCCCAAUAUUCCCAAUGCCAGGGGCAGAGCUGAAGAAGAGGAGAACCAGCACGCCAACGACGAAGAAGGACAAUUGCUUUCUCUCGAGGAGAUCAUGAAUCCGUUCCUGGACUUGGGCGGUGCAGCGUUUGGUGCCGUUAUAAUGGCGGCGACUCUCAUAACCCUGAUCGUAUUAAAUGCCCAAGGAAAAGAGACGCCUGUCUUCUACGUCACGCUACCAGCCGCCGUAGUGAUGUUGGUCUGGGAUCUCAGCUAUGGGUGGAUCCAUAGAAAAGAAACCCGCAGAAUCGCUGAAGAGGGGCGAAAGGAUGUUGAGCAACUCCGAGAGGAACAAGCGCGAGAAGCACGAGAGCGACAAUUGCACGCUGGGCUCGCAGAUUCGGCUCAAAAUCCCCAUUUCGACAAGGGACAAACCGAGAACCUUUCUCUCGCCAAGACACCUUCCCCAGAGGACAAAAUCAGCAAUGAUGAAAAGACCCCUGAGCCAUCGCGAUCGAACACGGAAGUUGACUCUGAAAUUACCGAGAAGACUGAACAACAACCUUCCAAGGAUACAUUACGACAAAGACAAGGAUUAUUCACUGGUCAAGCGCCAGAGUAUCAAGGCGCAAGGGAGGAAACAAAGUCGUCAGAGACAGAGACGGUCGUGGACAGAUCUGCCGGCUCGGAAGGAAAGGGCAACCAGAAUCGAAGCCACCGAACUCUUACCAUGAUUCUUGCCGAAAGGUACAGAUGGUCACAGGAAACAUUUCCAACAAUGACGGCAGUGAUGUCCCAUCUGCCAUUUGCCCUGAUACCAUUUGCAUUCUGCAUGUUCACGUUAGUGCAGGCCCUUGUGACGAAGGGAUGGAUCGCCGUAUUCGCCUAUGGAUGGGAUCAUUGGGUUGCCAAGACAGGGACCGUUGGAGCUAUCGGUGGCAUGGGUUUCCUCUCUGUGAUUCUAUGCAACUUUGCUGGCACGAACAUUGGAACCACAAUUCUCCUUUCCAGAGUCAUACAAGCAUGGGUCAAAAUCAACGAGCUGCGCGAUACACACAUUACGGAACGGACCUUUUGGGCAACCGUGUACUCCAUGGCCAUAGGCGUCAAUUAUGGAGCGUUCAGCACAGCCUUCAGUGCAUCCCUGGCUGGUCUCUUGUGGCGCGAUAUCCUGGCUCGAAAACACAUUCGUGUCAAGAGCCUCGACUUUGCGCGGGUCAACUUACCCAUCAUAGCCAUCUCCAUGACUGUUGGCUGCGCAGUCCUCGUGGGCGAGGUGUACAUAAUGAGACCUGACACGCCAUAUAACCCAUGA